AUGUCUCUUCAAUCUCAAAUCAUUUUGGGAUUUCUUGCUAUCAUAGCUUUUGUCACCAUGGUAACUGCUCAAGGUUGGACAGAUGCUCAUGCGACAUUUUAUGGUGAUAUGAAGGUGGGAGCUUGCGGGUACGAUACAUUUAAAGAAGGAUAUGGACUGCAAACAACAGCUCUAAGCACAGCCCUAUUUGAAAGUGGUGCAAAGUGUGGAGCUUGUUUUGAAAUCCAAUGUGCAAACUCACAAUGGUGCAAACAAGGUGCUGGUACAAUCAAAGUCACAGCCACCAACUUAUGCCCUCCUUCAACUGGCCCUGCAGCAUGGUGUAAUCCUCCAUUACAACACUUUGAUUUAACUGAAUUAAUGUUUGUAACAAUCGCUGAGUAUAAAGCCGGAAUCGUUCCGGUUCAAUAUAGAAGAGUCUCUUGUGCUAAACAAGGAGGAGUCAAGUUUUUUAUUAAUGGAAACCCUAAUUUUCUCUUGGUGUUAGUCUUUAAUGUUGGAGGUGCUGGAGAUGUUACAAGCAUGAAGAUAAAGGGUUUGAGCAAUACUUGGACUACAAUGUCAAGAAAUUGGGGUAUGAAUUGGCAAGUUGGUGGAGUUUGGGUUAACCAAGCAUUAUCCUUUCAGGUUACUACUAGUGAUGGAAAAACAAUUGAGUUUGAUGCUGUUGCACCAUCAACUUGGCAAUUUGGUCAGUCAUUUGAAGGAAAUUCUAAUUUUUAAGAGGCCUAGGCCCUAGGGUGUGAUUCAUUGGGGAUUUUUUUUUUUAUUUCAAGAGGAUUUCAUGUAAAAUGAAUUAUUAAUAGGAUGAGUUCAAUAAUAUUCAUUCACCUUCAUUAUAUGUUUUCUUGAUCUUUAAUUACGCUCAAAGGAAUAAUUUAUUUUGAUGAUUUGGAUUAUUCUCUCAUAGGUAAAUUUCUUAUUUAUACUUUUUCACAAGAUAGAAGAACUAACUUUCAAUACGUAGUUUAUUCAUUAUUUUUAUAUUAUCCUUUAGAAAUAUGUUCACAAGGUACCCUAGUUAGCAUGUACAACUAAAAUACAAGCCACAAGGUAUGAGGUAGGUAUAGGUAUCUCCAUAAUUUUAUAAAGCCAUCGAGUACCUUACAAUAGUGCUUGACUACUAACCAAGUUAAAACAAGAUAAAACCACAAUAGGUAAAUUUAUG
Beta vulgaris subsp. vulgaris (sugar beet) is the source of this 1168-nucleotide messenger RNA. RefSeq names its product expansin-A23. The transcript has 2 exons. Lineage: Eukaryota; Viridiplantae; Streptophyta; Magnoliopsida; Caryophyllales; Amaranthaceae. The record is from RefSeq and is a predicted model, not a curated record. Gene Ontology annotation, biological process: plant-type cell wall organization. The coding region runs from base 1 to 723 and encodes 240 amino acids. Gene Ontology annotation, cellular component: extracellular region.